GCACCAUUGCGACAACCAUGAAUCAGUCCCGUUUUCAUUCUACCAUUUAUUCUAGAAUACCAUUCGGUCGAAGACAUCUCUUAAGCCUACCAUAGUAUGUGUAGUUUAACAUAUCUUUUCAUCAUAGCAAUAUUUCACAAUGAUAACCAGUAAUUCCAGGCAACGCCGAGAAGCAUUUUGUCGAAGAGCAAAAAGACGCGACGCAACCUUACGCUUGCUCUAUACUGGGGAAGUCCACGGGAGCCAGCAGAGCCAGCAGGGUUGGGCAGACAUGCCGUCGACCAUAACAUUCAAUACUCAACAUAUCAUGAGCCGAAACGAUAACCGGUACGGACAGCAUUUGCAGCCGACAAUCGUACCUCAAACUCUAGCCCCGGCACGUAUUUUCGAACACGCUUCAUUUUCACGCGCCCCGGCUGCACGACCCGCCAACGGUGUCGAGAUCUAUGGCCUAGCCCUUGGGACUUGUUUCCUCGCAUUACUUCUGGGAUGGAUUCUCCUCGCAGUUGCGCGGGAGACCUUCCACUUUUUCCAUCGCGGUGCGAAUGCACCUAAUCAAAGGGCGGACCCAGAAAGCGGUUACAUCUCAGAACGCCAAACACUUGAGGAGAGCGGGUCAUUCCUUUCCAACUUUAGGAAUGUGUCAUCGGAAGCAGAAGAGCUUAUCAAGUCAGCGCAACGGGCGAGCGUUAAUGUUGCUACGCUGCUCAAGAGGGAUAUGGGUGAGCUCAGGAGAAAGGCGCAUUCCGCACGACGCCGAGUUGACGAGGAAGAAGCCCUGGACGACACGGGAGGAGUUAGAACUAACACGAAAUGCUCUUUUUUACCCAAGACGUAACAGACACAGAAUGUGAUGUCUGCAGAAAGGAGGAGCAACGAAUUCAGCGCAGGAGGAAUUAUCGCGGUAUCCUACACCUGUUUGAGGGAUCAGUAGAUGUUGAAGAUGAAUUAUGAAGGCUCUGGUACUCUCAACAACAUCAGUAUGGGGACUUGAGCGCAGAUAGCACGGGAAUCUGGCUAGAGAAGAACUUUCCAACGGCCUUCUAGGGUUUCUGCUGGUUAAUGGUAUAUGA
Annulohypoxylon truncatum is the source of this 1073-nucleotide messenger RNA. RefSeq lists its product as uncharacterized. The transcript has a single exon. Lineage: Eukaryota; Fungi; Ascomycota; Sordariomycetes; Xylariales; Hypoxylaceae. The record is from RefSeq and is a predicted model, not a curated record. The coding region runs from base 140 to 838 and encodes 232 amino acids.